Messenger RNA from Styela clava, 1417 nucleotides. RefSeq lists its product as uncharacterized. The record is from RefSeq and is a predicted model, not a curated record. NCBI's taxonomy places the organism in Eukaryota, Metazoa, Chordata, Ascidiacea, Stolidobranchia, Styelidae.
AGAAUUGUCAUUUAUUUCAGUUUUUAAUAUAUUUGAAAGAGUGCACUUUACAUUAAAUAUUUACACGGUUAUUGGCUGUGGUUACAAAAUGGGAUAAUGCUGAAGAAGAUACUCUCACUUGUUCAUUCAAAAGCAAAACUUUCGGUGUAUUUUACUCGUCAAUCCUGGAAAGGGCGUGAAAAGAGUGGCGUUCUUGCUUCAAAUCAAAAACAUUUGAGUUGCCCGGAAACAGACGCCAAGGGAUCUGAUAUCGAAGAAUAUGCGAAUCGUGGCAAUCUACAUGAACCAACAAAAUCGUUCAUGACUACUAAAACAGCCUGUCCAAGCAUUUACAGUUGUUGGUUACUGAAGCAUUUUUUCGCACCAAGGGAGAUAUUGAACACAAUUCCACUCACUCUUACACAAUCUUUUGAACUUCGUGUCGGAACCAUCCACAUAUCGCUGACGAGAACACCAAGAAUAUUUCAAUGGAUGACGGUGUAUGCUCAUGGUAUCCUCCAAGCAAAGGAACAAAGACCUCCUUAUGACGAAGUAACGCUCGUGGCAAACGUGUUGCCAGAACAGAAGCAUGACGAUUCCAACAAUCUAGCCGGUGCGUUUCUUGAUGAUGUUGAAGAGACAACCGUGUCGAAAGCUUAUCGGAACGACGACCCAUUUUCGAACCGAUCCAUACAGACGGAAGAUAAUCUCGUCGAUAGUCGACGACAAUCUGACAGAAAUGAAACAGACACAGAGCAAGAUGACAACAUGAAUUGUUCGCAAAUAGAUCACGAUAUUUCGUGUGACACCUUGAUAUUUAAUUCUUCAUUAACCGACGUUAGAAACGCUGAGCAUGUUCAUAUCAACACAACAAGCUGUAUGUUUGCUCCAGAACAUAAUUCUUCCAUUUCGAGAUUAACCCAAGACAAAAUCCAGAAUAUAGAAGAGGAUAUUGAGACUCUAAACCAGAAGCUUUCACGAUUCGUCAUCAUCGCUUUCGUAAUGUACUUUUUAUGCCAUCCUUUGCUGCUGUUUUAUAUUAUGGUUCUCGUUUGCUUACGUGCUUACUUAUAGAUUACGUCGUAAAGAUUUUAUAACGUAGAUCUGUAACCUGGAUUUUUACACACAUAUAUAUUUAGUUACACAUAUAUAGUUAGACUUCUGCAAUAACAAGCUGCUAUAUAUCGUAAAGUAUCCGCUGAUGUUUUCAGUUCGUCUAUUUUAUCAAUACGUUUCCCAAUUCUCUCUAAAAUAUAUUAAAUGGUGCACUCUAUAUCUACAGGACUUCUAGUAAUCUACAUUGAUGUAACAGAACAAACUACAACUUAGACUAACGUUCAUUACAACUUUUUUUUUAUCUACUUUAUACACUUCACGGAAUGCAAUAAUACCCGAUUUCAAUCGAAUAUUUACAUUUGUUUCUAAAUAUAAUUAUACA